Harpegnathos saltator (Jerdon's jumping ant) is the source of this 8934-nucleotide messenger RNA. RefSeq lists its product as uncharacterized. The record is from RefSeq and is a predicted model, not a curated record. Lineage: Eukaryota; Metazoa; Arthropoda; Insecta; Hymenoptera; Formicidae. The transcript is spliced from 10 exons. The coding region runs from base 710 to 2257 and encodes 515 amino acids.
AACAGUCGUCGUUUCCUGACAAGAAACAUAACCAAUCUCCGAUGAGUCAAUCGACACGCAACAACGUGCGAAUAAGAAACCGAUCUGACGUGUCGUCCGACUUUCCUUCCUUUCUCCCGGCCGACGAGUCUUUUACGGCGAAUCCUAAUCGACGCGACCGCGUCCGAACUCACGGCUCCUCCGUUCGCCAUCUACGGGACUCUCCGCGAAUCGGCCAGCAGCUCGCGGGCGGUUUUUCUUGAUCAAUGGAAGGGAAUAAUUCGCUCCGCGCGCGCGAUUCACCUCCGUCGCGAGUGAUUCACGCUCGCGCGACCAUUUUUUAGCGCUCGGCCAAUGAAUAAAGAGAGAGAGACAAGUUGCCCCAUCUGUUGUUUCUAGGUCGUCGUGAUGGACGCGUAUCAUGGGCAAAAACAGCAAAAAGGCAAUGGCGGCUACUCGUUGGACGGUCAAUGAGUUCACCGUGAAAAACCUCGGAAAAAUGUGAUCUACACGUUCGCCGACGACGAGCGCAAAUUCGAGGUGUGGCCUGAAGUAGGCUGAGGUAGUGUUGCCUGCAAAGGUAGAGAUGGCACAGGGUAUGUGCAGGCAAUGGCUGAUAGACGGAUGGACCUGUCGUCGAAUCAACUAGACAAUGAAUGGUGGUAGCUGACAGAUCAGGCAGAAAGGUACGACAGGCAGGAAGGAGUAAAUGAGCGAGCGCACCUAAGUAAUGAGCGAGACUCGGCAUCAUAUUCGCUCGGUCUCGGACUUAUACGCAGCCGACGAAAUAGAGGUGCUUCUGGAAGAGAUACGCGAUCUGGAAUCACCACCCGCCAUAUAUUCUAGGCCUGAGGAUAUUCAGGACUUCGAAAUUGCAGGAAGUAGGACAGGGGAGCGAACCAGCUCCCAAUUGGAGCUGGAUUCGCCGGGAGUCCACUCGACAGUCCACUCUUGGGAUUCGCACGCUAAUUAUCAUGGCCACUAUGAUAAUAGCGAUAAGCAAAUCUCUGGAUCCAAUGCUCUGCCUUGGUCCCGGGCGAGCCACAUCGUUAUUUAUUGCGACAUACAGGGGCAUCUUAAAACAGCUACGGGUGUUGUUAGACUCUUAUUACUCGUAUCCUCCGCAGCUUGUUUGGCAACUUUAUGCAGUUCUGGCACUGCCAAGGUCAGCCUUUUUAUGCUGCCUUUAGUAGGACGUUUACGAUUCAUGAUCUUUGUAGCUGUUUUCUGUCUCUUGAUCACUGCAUUACUUCUCUUCCUUGAUAUUUCGCACGUCAUUUACAUCCUUCCUUUAAAUUGGGCUAAGUUGAAUGCUUGGGUAUUCACUGGCAUAGGCUUGUCAUAUGUGUUGAGUAGCGCAUUAGUAGCAUGCGCAAUAUGGGAAUACCACGUCGGAGGCUGGGUACCAAGACGCACACGUUCCCAACUGUCCGCCGCGGCGGCGCUAGGACUCUCAUGUGCCCUAUUAGCAUUUGUACUCUCCUGCAUACACGGUCGUAGCGGAUCGAGCUGUAAGGGUCAGGGUUCUCGUAGUCACACCCCGACGCAACUCUACAAGCCCGUGGACAAUUCUUCCUCCUCCGGGGUCACAUUGAAAGAACGUAGUCCCAAGAGACCCAGCAGCUGGCCUGUGAAGAACCAACAGUCGAAGAAACGCAACAGCGACACGAACACGAGCAACGGCGGUCAUCGUGGCAACAAUCACGACAAGUUCAAACAAGGCGCCAAGAAGGACCAUUGGGCAACGGCCAAGCAACAUAUUUUAAAGGCACAGACGACUAACGGUGAGGACGCCCAACGGGAAGAGCUCGAGAGGCGACGGAGAAGACGGAGAAAGGAGGGAGGCGACGGAAGUAGUUCCGGCGAUGGGAACGCGUUGAGCAGUAGCAAGAUCGAGAUCACCGGCUGCGUCGCCCAAGAGGCCAAGACCAGGCGGGUACCGCGGAAAUUGCCGCUGAAAUCGGUAGAGAAGCCUGACUCGUGGUCCUCCAACGUCCAGCAUACAAAUAGUGGCACUACGCAAAUUAGAAGUAAAACUAUGCAAAUGCCAGUGAACAAUGACGCACAGAAUUGUUAUGGCAUGAACGAAGGUAGAUCAAUUCAAGUGACUCGAAACGGCCUCCACUGGGAGGCGGAACGUACGUCUAGCAACGGCAUAGAGGAGGCUACUGACAUGAACGUGGUUCGUAACGCCAUGUGGUCCGGACAGUGGCACCCACCACCAGAUGAUGUUCAACCUUGCUCUAGCAAAACUAUUGAUCCUUACAGCUUCGCCUGAUCGUCCCCUGUGAGAUACAAAAGAGUAACAAGCACUCGUUAGGAUAAAAAGAAAAGAAUAAACUUGUUCGAGCCGGGCAACUUUUGUGAACAGUUGUGGCUAGUAUAAACGGGAUUUUUUACACAAAGCAAGUACAUUCACGUAUGUGUAUAUAUAUAUUAUAUAUAUGCAUAUAUACAUACUUAUGUUGAAACGUUUCCCCCCUUUUAUUGAACCAACCGUAGAGUUCAAGUGUUACUUGUUACAUAAUUGAAAAAAAAAAAGGAUCGUAUCUCUCUAUAUAUUGUUUGCAUACGAACUUGUCUGACUUCUCGACACGAUAUUUUGUAUUAAAAUAAUGCACAGUGACUGAAAAGAAGAGGGUGUGAGAGAGAGAGAGAGAGAGAGAGAGAGAAAGAGAGAGAGAGAGAGAGGACCGUAUUUUGGUUUUUACACACAUUCCAUCUGUGUUUCCAGUUGUGCAUGAAACCGGAUGUGAUUUGAAAUGUGAAAUAUAAGACAUGUAAAUUAUACACUUACACACGCAACAGUUAAAAACAAAUAGAGAGAGAGAGAGAGAGAGAGAGAGAGAGAGAAGAAGAGAGAGAGAGAGAGAGAGAGAGAGAGAGAAAUCAUAGCCCAGACUUACUACACUACUGGGUUUAUCAAGUUUGUCGAAUUUGCAGGACGAGCUCAUCGUGUCUAAAAAAAGAUUUAAGAUCCUGUAUAAAAAGUUAUUGCUGCCUUGUACAUUUUGCUGCCAAGAGGAUACAUAGAUUUUCUUUAGUUGACUCGGGUCGUGACGUUUUGCAUCACACAAAACCAGACUGCCCAGAACUUUGAUAAGCAAAUAACGCCACUCUUCAUUCCAAUCAUGUACCAAAUAAUAAAUCUAAGUAAGUUUUAAUGGGAUUUUGUAAGUAUAAGACCACUAUAUAGCACGUAACACCGAUAUACAUAUAUACAUAUACAUAUAUAUAUAUAUAUUUAACUAAUCAUUUUUAUUGUAUUUUGAUGCCAACAUAUUUUGAGCUCCAUGCAUACUUGAGGAAGUGUUUAGGUACGUGUAGGGAUCGCGUGUAAUUGUUUAAGGUAUACCAGAAAGUGUAUAUAUUACUGAAUCCUCGAGCGGGGUUAUAUACAUACAUAGUGAGAAACGCAGCUAGACCGAUCUUUCUACUGAUCCUAUAUACAAAGUACGGCAGUUACGAUUCGAAACUGCAAUUUGACCGUUUAUUCCUUUCAACUUGCGUAUUAAUUGUGGACUUUUAAGACACAUAAGCACGAGAAAUUACCUUCCUCUUUUGAUUGAUCAGUAUGAUUUCACGAAGUCAAAUUGUAUUUACCUGAUUAAACGUGUGAAAUUAUGUUGUCGUUGAUUAAAAACGAACGAUCGAAAAGCGUUUGAAUCACAUUAUCAAGGGAGGGUAGAUGAUUGAUUACCUACUGUGAAGUCCUGAUUUUCGCGUUGAAUUCUCGUUAAAGUUGAGCUAUGAUCGGAUAGCUUGUUAAUAACCAGCAUAGUACUUAAAAUCGUAAUAACAUUUUACUUUGCAAUGACAAUACCUUUAUACGUAUACUUCACGCAAUGGCCUUAUAGAACUUUAAAUUCUUAACGAAAGCACAUAUUGAGAGAAAGCCGAAGCUCAUUCUUUGAACAGACGAUAAUUUCACGUAGACUCUUCGCGAUGAUGAUUUUACGAUAAGAUUCUAUUAAUCGACUUUGACAUUCUUUGCACCGGAAGAUCGGUUUGGCAUCAGUUAUCCUUCUGUAUGAGCGGAAUAGUAUGCGUGGAACGAUUAUUCUCAUUGUAUUACUCUAAUUGGCUCGUAAACUUUGAAGUGUGCUCAUUGUAUUGCAGCAGUAUCGGUCUUGUACGAGGACGGACUUGCGAGUUUUAUUCACAGUAAAUGGCGAUUCGUGUUGUUAUAAAAUUUCCAGAUAAGGUAACGCACUAAUUUUAACUGCACGUCAACUGUAUCAGCGCAUGUUUGAUCGAUAUUUUAUUAUACUUUAAACGAUAUGAUAAGAGAGAGAAAUGCGGAAGAAGCGACCGAAACCCUCCUGCUUUGCUCGAACUCCAAAGCGGAAUACAAGUCCGUCCCUGUACAUACGCACUGUUUCCAGGCGUUUCGUGUAACUUUAAAGUAAUUAGACGAGAUCAGUAUUAUUUAUCGCGUUGCGUUGAAUUCUUUACUUUAACGAGAAAAUCUCUAGUCGACUCUAGUCAAGCACUUUUUUUGUACAACUAUAUCUCCUUAACAAUCCAUCAAAUUGAAGAGCAAGGUAUUUUUUAGUACAUACAUAUCGUGUUAGAAGUACAAUUCAUCCUAGAGCGGAAAAAAAGACAACAGCGGUUGAGUGCUUGCGUUUCUUGAUUGAGUCUCCUUUUUAACGCGUAACAGCAUCGUAAUCGUCCUCGAAAUAUGAACGUCUCCGAUACCUCGUUUCUUCUCCGUUCAACGUGUCAUGACAGUUAUAUUGAUCAAUCAAGCACAAAAGUGCAUCGGUUGAUCUUGUUGAGCAAUUAAUCUUGAUUAGGACGAUUAACAAGAGCUAUUUUGUCUUUUGAUACGAUGUCGCGAUUAUGAAACAAACUUAGCGGACACAUCACAUACAUACACACAUAAACACACACACACAACUUAUCGGACUUCGAUGCGUCGACUUUAAAUCAAUUAAUAAUAUAAGAGAAAUGCGUGUUCAUAUAGGUUCAUAAAGAGAAAAAUAGCAUGUAAUAACAGCAGCUUCGUUGUGGCAAAUAUCGAUGGUGUCACGACUCUGUUCUGUUGGGCACAAUGAAGGCGUAACGUGUAAUUUUUCUGUAUAACAGUAAUUGCUGAUAUGUGCUGGGAAGAAAAAAAAACGUUUGAAAGUGUGAAUAUAUCUCAAAGUAAAAGUAAUGUCACUUUAGAGUAACUUAAUCCAAUAAAAAGCGUUACUUGGUGGUAAAAGCGACUUAUAGCUUUGAGUUCGAGAGGGAAAAAAAACUAACAAAAUGUACAGACACUGCCAGAAGAAAUAUAACGCUCUUUCAAUGUAGUGUAUAUCGAUCGAAUCCGUUCACUCAUGAUGAUUUCGCAUCCAAGGCUUCGUCAUUCCACGAUCUGCCAUAAAGUUCCAUCGUAAUUUUCGAAUGCAAAUUCGAAUGGCAACCUGUGCAACGUCUCUCUAUGUGAGACAGAUCAGAAUGAAAGCUUUUUUUUUUUUUUUUUUUAUGAGUCGCAUAUAUCCGUCACUCAAUCUUCGUUACUUUAAAACAAUUUUAAUUUUCACUCGUACAUGCGGUAACUGAUAAAUUUCAACCGAGUCCACAAGUGCUACUGGCGACAAACGACUUGGAUUUUCGUGAUCAAGAUUCUAUGAGAAGUCUCUAAUUACCAUCUUUCACACUUUUCAUUUAUUCUUUCAAGUUCUUCCGUGGGAAUAGAGUACAACUCGAAUAAUGCUUAAAAUUUUUACUCAAUUUUUUUAUACUUUCGUGCGAUUCUUACGCAAUAGAAUCUUUUUAUCUCGCAUCGUUACGCGUCGCUUCUGUAAAAAAUUGAUACGAUCUCUCAAGGUUCUCCACGAACGCGCGAUUGAAAAGGAAUGAUUCGAGAAGGGAUUUGUCGUCGGACAGCACCAUGGACGAAAUAUAAAGUUAUCACACCACACUACGAUGAAAAAGAAAAUCAAAUCGUCUCUCAUUUAACUUCACUAAUUAUCGCAAUAAUUAUUUGCUUCAACGAAGUUAAUAAUAAAAAAAAUAGCGGUAUGUUUGUGAUACGUGAAGCACUGUUUCCUUAGAGUUUGUAUAAAUAAGUUAUCAUUCAGGCAAUAAAUUUCAAUUACAAUUAAUAGGCGCAGAUUUCUUUACAUGCUAAGCUCGAUCGAUAGUGUCCUAUAGUGAUAGCACGACAAUCCAAGUCUGUACACGACCCGAUAUUUCCCAAGAUCCAAGCGAAUCGAGAGGAAUCGACGGAAAGAAAGAUCGUCGUGUCCGACGAAGAUUCCGAACCAUGUCGCUCGCGAUCUCAAAGAUUAGCGAUUUCGCAUUAGAACCGCCAACAAUAAUUAAUGGCGAAGUGACAAGUUGUUGAACAACCACGGCUUAGGCAAGAACAAAAAUAUUUAUUUCUUGUAAUUUUAUUCGACGUCCACUAAAAAAUAUAAAUUUAAAUAAUUUUUGUAAAAAAUUUCAGAGUCAUAUUUGAUCGCUUGACAAUUCCAGUACUGACGUAUUCGCCAAGCACGACGAUAUCCGACGACUCCUCUCGAUUGCAAACAGUACGACUCAAGUGGCCUAAUGUUUAAUUCAAUAAACACGUGUCAUCUUCGAUGAGAGCUCUUGGCUCAUUUGGGCAUUCCGGAUGUGUUUUCAUAUUUAUGUAAGUGUACACGUGAUUUUACCAAUAACGUCAUUGUAUUUGUAUAUCGAUUCGAUUACAUGCGAGUGACAACAAUGUGUGUGAUGCUGCCAAUAAUAAUGCUAGUCAACGUGAAACUAUAGCGAUGUGUUAAUAACUGUAAGGGAUCGUUAGACGCGAGACGCGCAAGUGUCUGAGAAAGUCUAAUGGAGACUGCGGAUAUGAAUGAGUACAGCUGGACAGAUUACCAAGUAUGACGCGGGGAUUAUGCCGGAAAAAGAAAGAAAAAGAGAGAAAGAGAGAAAGAAGCAGAUAGCGGAGCAUCUUGGUGAUUUGUCGCGCUGACACAGCGAAUGAUCCGGACAAUAAAAAUGACGGAUGAGUCACACGUAAUACCUAAGUUUACCGCGUAUCCUUUAAAACGUUAUUUUGUACAUCUAGGAAUAAAAACGAACGAAUAUUAUAUGCACUGUCGAUUGUAUGCGGAAUUGCAGGUGUGUCUGUGUACGUGUGUGCGUGUUAAUCACUUAACAAGAUAUAUCACUAAACAAAAAAUACUUAGAGAGCGGCGUUAGAGAGCGAGUGUAAUGUUACUCGAAGCGGGAAUCUGUAGUGAGAAUCGCUAGAGCGUGAUUCGACUGGCUGAGAAGCAUAACAGCGUGUUAUAUUCUGCGUAUAUGCGCCGUCUGAGGGACAUUGUCACGCAAUCAUCCGAAAAAAAAAAAUACAAACGAAAUGAUGAAAACCGCAGCGCGACUCCAUUGAUGAACAUUCGCAGGAGAGCGUGGUCGUAGCUUGACGACGACGAAUGACGUACGAAUUCAAUUUAAAUGCACGCACGGUAAUCUCUCGAUACUCCGGAUCAACAUGUGUAAUUUAAUAACGGUUAUUACCGGAGAUAACAAUUAUUCUCGGCGCGAAGGUCGUUCGUAACGCUCACGCUAACGAUACCGGUGAAUACCUACCAUUUAUCUCGACGUUCUAUGAUAAAUCGAUAAUUACGUGUGAUAUUUUUUCAUAUCUUUAUCGUUCCACGUCAAUUGGCGCUUUAUCGUGAUAUUUGCGGGUACGUCACGGUCGAGGAUUAAAAUCACAAUGUGGUUGCGUAGUAAUCCUUUUCCUUUUGUUUUGAGCCCGAAAUUGUAACACGUAAAUUUCGGUAAAGGGCGUUUUUACGCCGAACGUCGCAAUCUCCCAGUUUUAUGCGCUAUUGCGACUUCUGGCAGCGCAGAGAACGCAUUAUGCCGGAGAGUACGUUAUGGUUUUGGGUUUAGAAAGAGGUACAAUAAAACUCACGCGCGCAUAUGGCUUCAUGGACGCGCGGCGCGGGGCGCUCAACGGGAGGGGGGGGGGUAAUUUCCCCGUGGGAAUUCGAGGGAGACGCGAUGAAUCAAUUAAUUGUUAACGCCCCCGCGUUCGACUCCCUUCAACUUGCCGACUAUGUCUUCCAAGCUCUUGCGACGCACGCACUGCUCCGUCUGACCGCUUCCGUCCGGCGCGAAGGGACGAUAAGAGUACAUGGGCCCGACGUAGCGACGGAUCCAACCGCUUGGGAGGGAAUUGCGGCGGAGAAGUCGGCGGGAAAAGGAGCGCGCGUCACAUUACCGCGAGUUUACGUGGUGGGUGACGACUUACCCUUGGUCGUGGGUCGCGUACACGGCGGGCGACGAAGUCUGCGGAAAGACACGCGUACGUCGGAUCUCGCCCAACUGUACUGCUGGUUACCACCGCGCUGCUGCUGUUGCUGCGCGCUCGUUAAUCCGGACAGCGCCGCUGAGCACGUCGGCGAAAAUUGCGGCCUUAUCGCCGCGAACUGACGCUGUUGCUGGAACAGGUGUUGUUGCUGGCACAUGUAAUUCGCGUAAUAUGGAUCGUCGUAGGCUGUUAAACGAUCCAACGACAAGGAAGAAGAGGAGGCAGUGGAGAAGGACGCUAGAGAAUUCGUCACCGCGACUGCAACGAAAUAGAAAAAUAAAAAAUGACCGAUGUUUUCGACGAUUUCACUCGUCUCGCACGACGAUCGUGUCGCGCGAUAAGCUAUAUCUAAAGGAUAUCUGUGGGUAUACGUAGAAAUGUUUCCGGUCCGUCGACGUCGAGCACACUGCGUCCGAGGAGUACGCCCGUGGGUAGGACCUGGUGCGUGGAAAGGUCGGCGAUUCUGCGCGCGAGAACAUUUGACUCCUUGCAAUUCAUCCCUCGGGAGAAACGAGAAUGCGAGUGCGAAUAAAUGAGCCGGACGCGCACCGUCGCCAGGAGGUCGUCCGCCUGCGGAAUUCGGAACGGGUUUUAAUCGCUCGGCGAAUCGAAGACUGAAAGGAGAAAAAAAUCUGUUCGACGAUUAUUCCGCA